Molecule: messenger RNA, 1599 nt
Organism: Clavispora lusitaniae ATCC 42720
Lineage: Eukaryota; Fungi; Ascomycota; Pichiomycetes; Serinales; Metschnikowiaceae
Biological process (GO): Golgi organization; endoplasmic reticulum to Golgi vesicle-mediated transport
Cellular component (GO): Golgi apparatus
Molecular function (GO): small GTPase binding
Source: RefSeq, a predicted model, not a curated record
AUGGAGAAUAACUCGAGUAAUGAGGCCGAGUUAGGAUCGACCAAACCCGUGUCACAAGAAAAGCCACAAGCGGCCGUGUUGUCUGAUCCAGAGACAAAUGCCUCCGACGGCUGGGAUGAACAAGAAUCAGAUUUGUGGGAUGAAUCAGAGCCAGCAUCCACUACUAAUGGGCCGCUCACAAAUAAUGGCCACCAUAAGAAAGAAGUAGAAGAAGAAAAUCAUACAGAGGAUGCAUUAGCUGAGUUGCGGUCUCGAUUAUCUAGGUGUGAGAUUGAAAUUUCGGAGAAACGGCGCGAGUUGGAACUUAAAUCAGAAGAGUUGGCUCAAAAGACUACGGAGUUGGACUCAAAAGAGCAAGAACUCACUGAAUUGAGAGCUAUAUCUCUGAAGAAGCUUGAAGAGUCUGAUUCCGAAAGUAGUCAGAAGCACAUCAAGGAACUAGAAGCAGAGUUGGAGGCGACUAAAAAAGAAAGAGAUGACACAAAGCAGCAAUUAGAGGGCUUCUUAUCAAAAAUUUCAAGCAUGAAGACGGUAUUCCAAAACUACAAGGUUACUCAAAGCGAGUUAGAAGAGCUCAAGCUGGAAAUGGAGACCGUACAAGCAGAGUCGGCUACUCUUAAGCUGGAAGUAGAAUCCCUCAAGCUGUCAAAGGGGAAUUUAGAAACCCAGCUUCAUGAUAAGGAGGAAGAGAAUCAAUCGUUGAAGCAGACGCUUGAACAGCUCAAAGCACAGGCAGCAGACUUGAAUAAUGAAUGUGAUAGAUUGAGCCUGCAAUUGACCAAUCUCCGUCGCGAAUACCAACUUAAAGAGGAAACAGGGCAAGACGAAAAGUACUCCUUAGAAAACGAGGUGAGUCGGUUGACUAAAAAACUCAAUGAGCAAAAACAUGCCUAUAAUGAGCUUGAAGUCGCCCAGGAAGAAUUAACAAUGGAGAACAAAAACCUCUCGGCGACAAUCGAAGAACUCAGCAAUAAAGUUGAGCAAAAAGAAAGUGAGAUUUCACAUUACGCUCAACUAGUAGAAAACCUGGAGGAAAAAUGGGAAGCGAAGGUGAAGGAGCUCGACGAACUUGUGAAGAAGAAAGAACAGGAGAUAAGAAUUUUAGAAGAGGAAAAAGCAGGUUUCCAGUCACAGGAAGGUAAGCAUGAGGCAAUCAUAGCGGAUAAGGAUGAGGAGAUUGCGAAACUCAAAGAAGAAAACAGCAAGAUUGCUAGUCUUCAGGAAGAGGUUCACACAAAACAGCUUAUAAUAGGGAAAUUGCGACACGAAGCAGUGAUUUUGAAUGAGCACUUGACAAAAUCUAUGGGUAUGCUUAAGCAGCAACUGAAUCAAUCGAAAAACACAGUUGACAGGGACUUGAUUUCGAACCUUUUCUUGAACUUUUUGCAGUUUCCUCGUGGAGAUACAAAGAAGUUCGAGUCUCUUCAGCUUAUUAGUGAUUUACUAGAAUGGGACGAGUCUCGAAGAGUUCAGGCUGGUCUUGCUCACACUGUCGGAGGAGCAAAGGCACGAGAUGAAGAAGGAAGACCUUUGAGACAGAGCUUCAUCUCCUUAUGGACAGAUUUCUUGGAAAAAGAAAGUUCCAAAACAGCUAAAUAA